AUGGCGUAUGCGGAAACCUUGGGCCGUGACUUUUUCACUACGGCUCAAUUAAUCACUUUUUUUCAGUGCCUAUUGGGAAUCCUGAUCGGUUUGAUCGGCUUGGGAGCCGCACGUACGUCGAACGACCCGGUAAAGGUGAAGGUCAAUGGCAAAGAGAAACUGAUACCGGUCACGUUGGAGGACAUCUACUCAGGCUAUUAUUCUGGGAAAUCGUUUAAUGGUACUUGGAUAUCGGGAAAUGAAAUAGUGUACCGAGAUAUCGGGACCCGUGACAUCCUGAUCUACAACGUCGAGGAACUCACCAAGACAAUUUUGAUCAAUGCCAGUGUGCUGUCUGAUUGGAACCCAACAUCGUAUUCCUUGUCUGCUGACAACGCCUACGUUCUUAUAGAUCAUUCCCCCGUCGCGAGAUCCAGUUACUCGACGUACAAGAAAUUCGUCGUCUACGAAAUUGCCACCGGGAAUUACGUAGAGCUGGCAGACGGAGAACUUCUGUCCCAUGCCGAGUGGUCGCCGGUGGGCAAUUCAUUGGUCUUCGUUUUGGACAACGACGUAUACUACAGAGAAAUUUCAGGCCAUAACGUUACCGAGAGACGGCUCACCUUUGACGGAGCCGAAGACGCCAUUUACAACGGAAUAUCUGAUUGGACUUAUGAAGGACAAGACACAAACGCUUAUAGCGCCAUCUAUUUUUCCCCGGAUGGAACGCGGCUGGCGGUAAUAACCUUUGACGAUACGGAUGUCGGAGAAGAAGAAUAUUUAUACUAUGGUGCACCGGGAGACCUCGAGUACCAGUAUUCCCAAAAAUUCUCGAUAAGAUAUCCUAAGCCUGGAACAACGAAUCCCACAAUAGCUCUGAAUGUCAUCGACCUGAACGACACUUCGGCAUCUUGGGUUAAGUUAUCAGCGCCCGAAGACGUUGUAGGAAAAGAGCCCAUCGCACCCUCAGUGUAUUGGAUGUCAGAGGAGUUGGUCAUAGGAACGUGGACCAAUCGAGUCCAAAACGUGUCUCAGCUCGUUCUUUACAACGCGUCGAAUGGCGAAGGGUCAAACCUCCACAGGAUAGAAGAGUCCGAAGGUUGGGUUGAGGUACCGACGAUAAUUGACGAGGGUGGUUCGCUCUUCCUUCUGAAGAGACAAGACUCGGGAACACCGGCUGGGUCUUAUGUUCACCUGACUAGAUUCUCCCUGGACGACGGUGUUCUCUCAAACGAAACUGAUCUGACCCCAGGAAGCCAAAGCGUGAUUUCUCUGAUCGGUAUCGACUCUUACGAGGAGAAAGUCUAUUUUCUGGCAACUGGUGACAACGCUCCAAGCCAGAAGAACCUGUACGCAGUUUCUGUGGGCGGUUCAGAACCACCAACCUGCAUUUCCUGCGAAUUCGAGACUCCGGAAGGUAACAACUGCCUCUACGCUACGGCUAGCUUUUCGUACGACUUUUCCCAUUACGCCUUGACUUGUUCAGGCCCAGAUCCAGUCACUGUCAGAAUAUACAACUCAAGCCAUGAACAAGUACUAUCUUGGGAUGAUAACGAGGUUCUUAGGGCCAGUAUCAGUCACGUUCUCAAGCCGAUAAUCAAGGACUUCUACGUCACCGUUAAUGGUUACGAUGCGAAAGUUAGGCUUCGUCUUCCUCCUCAGUUCAACGAAAGUGAUACUCACACGAAGUACCCGAUGCUUGUAGAAACAUACGCAGGUCCGGAUACAGUCAAAAUAACUGAGGACAGUCUUUACGACUUUGGGAAUUACAUGACGACGAACCGGGGCGUUAUCUACGCCGAAAUCGAUGGACGAGGUACCGCUUACAAGGGUAGCAAGAUGCUCUUCGAAGUCUACCGCCAUCUUGGUAGCGCCGAGGUCGAGGACCAAAUUGCGGUCACCAAAGUACUCCAGAAAACUUACGGAUGGAUUGACGCAAACAGAACUGCGAUGUGGGGCUGGAGUUAUGGUGGCUACACUUCAACCAUGGUUCUCGCUACCGACAUUGACUCUGUUUUCAAAUGCGCGAUUGCCGUGGCACCAGUGUCGUCUUGGAUCUAUUCUAACUCAGUGUACGUGGAGAAAUACAUGGGCUUGCCAACGGAGGACGACAACUUGGCUGGUUAUAACGCGAGUGACGCUACGCGACUGGUCGAGGGUAUUCGGGGUAAAGAGUUCAUGCUGGUCCAUGGAACGGCCGACGACAACGUCCUUUAUCAGCAGGCUUUGGCUCUAUCGAACGCUUUGGUCGUUGCCGAUAUACAAUUCCGACAAGUGUCUUAUACCAACGAAGCUCACGAUCUUGACGGCGUUUCCUCUCACCUGUAUCACACGAUCGACAAUUUCUUGGGAGAUUGUCUUGACCUAGAAGAUCUCUACUAG
This is a messenger RNA of Diprion similis, 2361 nucleotides long. Its product is annotated as venom dipeptidyl peptidase 4-like. The coding region runs from base 1 to 2361 and encodes 786 amino acids. NCBI's taxonomy places the organism in Eukaryota, Metazoa, Arthropoda, Insecta, Hymenoptera, Diprionidae. Gene Ontology annotation, biological process: proteolysis. The record is from RefSeq and is a predicted model, not a curated record. Gene Ontology annotation, molecular function: serine-type peptidase activity; dipeptidyl-peptidase activity. The transcript has 12 exons.